CCGCCGCCCGUGCAAGCCCCGCCCCCGCACCCUUACAAAUGCACCAUGUGUAAUUACUCCACCACGACUCUGAAAGGGCUACGGGUCCAUCAGCAGCACAAACACUCGUUCUGCGACAACUUGCCAAAAUUCGAGGGGCAGCCCUCAAGCCUGCCGUUGGAGAGUGAGACGGACAGCCACCCCUCUUCCAGCAACACUGUGAAGAAAAGUCAGACCUCAAUUCUUGGGUUGUCCUCCAAGAACAAUUUUAUAGCCAAGGCCUCCAGGAAGCUCGCUAACGACUUUCCCCUAGAUUUAUCGCCCGUGAAGAAGAGAACGAGGAUCGACGAGAUAGCAAGCAACCUGCAGAGCAAAAUCAACCAAACAAAACAGCAGGAGGACGCGGUGAUCAAUGUGGAGGACGACGAGGAAGAAGAGGAAGACAACGAAGUGGAGAUAGAGGUUGAGUUGGACAGGGAGGAAGAGCCGACGGAGCCGGUCAUGGAGGUGUCCACGUCCUUCUCGGCCCAACAGAUUUGGGCGAGAGACGCCGGGGAGCCCCAGAAGGAGCCCAGCUUCAGAAGCGUCGCCCACGACUACAAUGCCACCAACGGGGCUGAGAUUGAGCUCACCCUUUCUGAAGACGAAGAGGACUAUUACGGCUCCUCGACAAACCUGAAAGAUCACCAGGUUUCCAGUACCGCUCUGCUGAACACCCAGACUCCCAUCUAUGGAACAGAGCACAAUAACGAGAACACAGACUUUGGUGACUCCGGAAGGCUUUACUAUUGCAAACACUGUGACUUUAACAACAAAUCUGCCCGGAGUGUCAGCACCCACUACCAGCGGAUGCACCCAUACAUCAAGUUCAGCUUUAGGUACAUCUUGGACCCCAACGAUCACAGUGCCGUAUACAGGUGCCUGGAAUGCUACAUCGACUACACCAACUUUGAAGACCUGCAGCAGCAUUACGGUGAACACCACCCGGAAGCCAUGAACGUACUCAACUUUGACCAUUCGGACCUGAUCUACCGGUGUCGGUUUUGUUCCUACACGAGCCCGAACGUCCGAAGCCUGAUGCCACAUUACCAAAGAAUGCAUCCCACGGUCAAGAUUAACAACGCAAUGAUAUUCUCCAGCUAUGUCGUGGAGCAGCAGGAAGGGCUGAAUACGGAAUCCCAGACACUGAGGGAGAUUCUGAAUUCGGCCCCCAAGAGCAUGGCGACUUCCACUCCCGUGGCUCGCGGGGGCAGUCUGCCAGCUACGUUUAAUAAAAACACUCCUUCGAAGACCUUUACUCCAGAAUGUGAAAAUCAGAAGGACCCCUCGGUUAACACCGUUGUCGUUUACGAUUGUGACGUUUGCUCGUUCGCAAGCCCCAACAUGCAUUCUGUCUUGGUUCAUUAUCAGAAGAAACACCCGGAAGAAAAGGCUUCCUACUUUAGGAUCCAGAAAACCAUGCGAAUGGUGUCUGUGGACAGGGGCUCUGCCCUUUCUCAAUUAUCAUUUGAGGUGGGUGCUCCAAUGUCUCCCAAAAUGUCCAACAUGGGUUCCCCACCCCCCCCACAACCCCCGCCACCAGACCUCAGUACUGAGCUUUACUACUGCAAACACUGUUCCUACAGCAAUCGGUCAGUUGUGGGAGUGCUUGUCCACUACCAGAAAAGACACCCAGAAAUAAAGGUCACUGCCAAAUAUAUCAGACAGGCUCCUCCCACAGCUGCAAUGAUGAGAGGGUCCGAGGGGCCCCAAGGCUCCCCUCGGCCACCCGCCCCCAUGCAGCAGCUGAACCGUGGCAGCUCUGAGCGAGACGGCCCUCCUGUGGAGAACGAGAUGUUCUUUUGCCAGCACUGUGAUUACGGGAACCGGACGGUCAAAGGUGUCCUCAUUCACUAUCAGAAGAAGCACCGGGACUUCAAGGCCAAUGCAGAUGUGAUCCGGCAGCACACGGCCACCAUCCGAAGCCUCUGUGACCGGAACCAGAGGAAGCCUGCGGGCUGUGUGCUCGUCGCCCCCUCCAGCGUGGAGCGGGACAAAGCUACACUGCGAGCGCUCAAGUGUAGGCAGUGCUCGUAUACCUCCCCCUACUUCUAUGCACUGAGGAAGCAUAUCAAGAAAGACCACCCUGCCCUGAAGGCCACGGUCACGUCCAUCAUGCGGUGGGCGUUUCUCGAUGGCUUGAUAGAAGCUGGCUACCACUGCGAGUGGUGCAUCUACUCCCACACAGAGCCCAACGGUCUGCUCCUGCAUUACCAAAGGAGGCACCCGGAGCAUUACGUCGACUACACUUACAUGGCCACCAAACUCUGGGCUGGGCCAGACCCGUCCCCUCCCUCUCUGGCGAUGCCCGCGGAAGCGAAGACGUACAGAUGCAGAGACUGUGUCUUUGAAGCCGUGUCCAUCUGGGACAUCACCAAUCACUACCAGGCCUUCCACCCCUGGGCCAUGAACGGUGAUGAGUCGGUGCUGCUGGAUAUCAUCAAGGAGAAAGACGCCGUUGAGAAUCCCCUCCCCCCCUCCGCCGAAGAGCUGGUGGGUCCUGGGCACCGUGAAAACAGUUUGCCCCCGCCGCUCCCCGAGCAGGACGCCGAGUGCCCGGACGACGCGAGGCUUUCCCCAGAGAAAAGCAUGCAGCUGGCUUCGGCCAACCCGGCCAUAUCGUCCACCCCCUACCAGUGCACCGUGUGCCAGUCUGAGUAUAACAACCUGCACGGCCUCCUCACGCACUACGGGAAGAAGCACCCCGGCAUGAAGGUGAAGGCGGCCGACUUCGCCCAGGACAUCGACAUUAACCCAGGCGCCGUCUACAAAUGUCGGCAUUGCCCAUACAUCAACACCCGCAUCCACGGCGUCCUGACCCACUACCAGAAGCGACACCCGGCCAUCAAGGUGACCGCCGAGGACUUUGUGCACGACGUGGAGCAGCCGGCUGACAUGGCGCAGAACGACGUGGAGGAGACGAGCAGGAUCUUCAAGCAAGGCUACGGCGCCUACCGUUGCAAACUGUGUCCGUACACGCACGGCACUCUGGAGAAGCUCAAAAUCCACUACGAGAAGUAUCACAAUCAGCCCGAGUUCGAUGUCUUUUCCCCGUCGCCCCCGAAGCUGCCGGUCUCCCUCGAGCCCGAGGUGACCACGGACGGGAGCCCCUCCCAGGUCUCCGUUACCGAGGAGGAGGUGGGAGAGGAGCCCGUGUCCACGUCUCACUUCUCUGCCUCGCACCUGGUCUCCCACACGGUAUUCCGGUGCCAGCUGUGCAAAUACUUCUGCUCCACGCGGAAGGGCAUCGCCAGGCACUACCGCAUCAAGCACAACAACGUGCGCGCCCAGCCGGAGGGCAAGAACAACCUCUUCAAGUGCGCCCUGUGCGCCUACACCAACCCCAUCCGCAAAGGGCUGGCGGCCCACUACCAGAAGCGCCACGACAUUGACGCGUACUACACACACUGCCUGGCCGCCUCCCGGACCAUCAGCGACAAGCCCAACAAGGUGAUCAUCCCGUCCCCGCCCAAGGACGACUCCCCGCAGCUCAGCGAGGAGCUCCGGCGGGCCGUCGAGAAGAAGAAGUGCUCGCUGUGCUCCUUCCAGUCCUUCAGCAAGAAGGGCAUCGUGUCCCACUACAUGAAGCGCCACCCGGGGGUGUUCCCGAAGAAGCAGCACGCCAGCAAGCUGGGCGGCUACUUCACGGCCGUCUACGCGGACGAGCACGAGAAGCCAGUGCUGAUGGAAGAGGAGGAGAGAGGCAGCUUCGAGAAAGCCGCCGAGGUGGAGGGAAGCGAAGCCCCGGAGAUGGAGUGGCUCCCGUUCCGCUGCAUCAAGUGCUUCAAGCUGUCCUUCAGCACGGCCGAGCUGCUGUGCAUGCACUACACUGACCACCACAGCCGGGACCUGAAGAGGGACUUCGUCAUCCUGGGCGGCGGCCCCCGCUUGCCGAACCCCGCCUACCAGUGUAAGCACUGUGAUAGCAAACUGCAAAGCACGGCGGAGCUGACCUCACACUUGAACAUUCACAAUGAGGAAUUCCAGAAGCGUGCCAAACGUCAGGAGAGGAGGAAACAGCUUUUGAGCAAGCAGAAAUAUGCAGAUGGUGCUUUUGCAGAUUUCAAACAAGAGAGGCCUUUUGGUCACUUAGAAGAGGUGCCAAAGAUCAAGGAGAGGAAGGUGGUGGGCUACAAGUGUAAAUUCUGUGUGGAAGUGCACCCGACGCUCCGAGCCAUCUGCAACCACCUCCGAAAGCACGUCCAGUACGGCAGCGUCCCGGCGGUGUCCGCCGCCGUGAAGGGGCUGCGUUCUCAUGAGAGGAGCCAUCUGGCCCUGGCCAUGUUUACCCGCGAGGACAAGUACGGCUGCCAGUAUUGCUCCUUUGUUUCUGCUUUCAGGCACAACUUGGAUCGCCAUAUGCAAACCCACCAUGGACACCAUAAACCAUUCCGGUGCAAACUCUGCUCCUUCAAGUCCUCCUAUAACAGCCGGCUGAAAACACAUAUACUCAAGGCUCACGCUGGUUGUGCAACUUGCCACUACCCAACCAGGUUCAUGCAGCCAGGCUUGCAUUAA
Messenger RNA from Leptonychotes weddellii (Weddell seal), 4536 nucleotides. The record is from RefSeq and is a predicted model, not a curated record. Lineage: Eukaryota; Metazoa; Chordata; Mammalia; Carnivora; Phocidae.